AUGGCCACCUAUGGCAAGAAGAAGAGGUCCAUUCUCCCCUCGUUAUCCGCCCUUCAAGAUUCCGAUGCGACCACAAAGUCCAAACAAGGGGCUUCGAAGAAACUAGCUUCCACGGCAUAUGGAAUGUCGACAUCCCAAGGCAGAGAUAUCGCAGGCUCUCUUUCCCAUCAUGAUGAUAGCCUCGAGGAAAUGGCAAACAUGCUUCUGGAAGAUACUACAAUUGAUCAAUCCGAAUCCGAUCAUGGACAGCCUGCGUCACACAUUGCAGCUGUAAGGAUGCUGCCUAGUAUAUCCUCUCAAGAGAGGGUUCUUCCACAACUCCCAGAACUACACUUCAACAGAGAUGAUGCAUGGGCCACGAACGCCAAUACUGUUGUGGCAGCUGCUGGCAAUGUCAACGAAAUACAGCCCUUUGGCGGCACCAAUGGGCCUGGCAACUACCCUGAGAAGAUCUUUACUCGUUCCAGAAAGGGACCUGCUCCGCCAAUACCUCGCAAAUCUUCGAAGAGAAAGUCGGCACGCCCAAUGGCCCCUGAUUUUAAAGAAAGGGCUGAACCUGGUAAUCGGCAGAGUGAUGGAGCGAACUCGAAGAAAACCAAGGGUAGCAUCUCCCCUCCCAAAUAUAUCGAUGUCCCGCAAGCCAAACCAUCAGUACUCAACGAUACAAACGUGAGCAACAAAAUUGAAGCAAUGCUCGAGGCCACGAAGGCUUUGAAACCAGGUACAUGCGAUCACAUGCACCAGGGACCACACCUGCCUACUAAGAAGUAUCGGCUCAAGGAUAGCAACGUACUAAUGAAGAUGAAGAUGGCAAUUAAUGAUCAUAUCCAGACCCGAGUGAGCAAAAAGUCCUAUGACCCGGCACGAGAUGACUACCUUCUACACGAUGCUCUCAAUGAGACGCAGACAAAUGACAAAGCAAUGUCUACCAUGGAGAUCAGAAUGAAUGAAGGUAACAAUCUUAGGAUGCCCAAAGUUUCUAGCCUCACUGGCCAUGGCAAUAUCCGUCGUAAGGCCAUAGCAGAUGAUGGAAUAUCACUAAGAAGUCGAAAAUCUGUCUCAAAUGACCCCUUCUCUGAUACACCUCCUUCCAAUAGCGAAAUACGAACGCCGAGAAGUUUCGAACAUCGAAUCGUUGAUGAUAUGUCUGACUCCACCUAUGAAUUACCAAGUGACAGCUAUAUACGUGGAGACAAGCCUCCGAGGGCGAAGAGAUCUAAGCAGUCUCUUCUCGCAUACGAUACAGACUUUGAUGCCCUUCUUUCAUCUAGUCCACUGGCUCAGUCGACACCUCGAAUUCGCCUGGAACCCACCUUCGAAAAAAAUGGCAGGGCGGCACUGAAGAAUGUUCCUGCCGACUCUCGCUCGUUGUCCGAUCCUGACGCUUCCAGUAUUGGUGGACACUACUCGGACGUGGAACUCGAUCCACCAUCUACAAAUAAGAUGAAUUGUAGUGGUUUAGCGGAUCUUAUGAAACGAAAAAGUUCUCAAGUGAAGAAGGCUGGGAUUUCAUCUGCGUCCCAUUAUUCAAAGAGAAUAAAGAAGCACCACUCUUCAAGCAAAGAAGAGUUGGAAGGUUUGGAAAGAGCCAUGAGUCUAUACAAAUCUCUGGAUGGGCCUUCGAGCUUCAAUCCACUGGAUGAUGAUUCUAGCAGCAAGGUCGAGUCAGAACUAAGGGAUACCAUCCUGGCACCCAAGAAUCCUAACGGGAAAAUCAAAGAGCCAUCCAGGAGAUGUGACAAGGGAAAGGGGUUUGGCAUGUUGCUGGAGCCUGACCUUACCAGAACUGCAGUUCCAAUGCAUGACAUUCUUGACACAAGCAGGGGUCGGACCAUGAUUCUUAAGCCUGUAGCGGUGGCGAAGACGAGAUCAAGAGCCGAUGGACGAGGAAACCGUCGGUAUCCCUCGCGAGGCAAUGUUGACGAUGAUAGCCUUAUGGAUAUCGAUGAGUUGCAGUGGGACCAAACUGCAUUGCUGAAAAGGGGUUGA
This is a messenger RNA of Amorphotheca resinae ATCC 22711, 1989 nucleotides long. RefSeq lists its product as hypothetical. The record is from RefSeq and is a predicted model, not a curated record. The transcript has 3 exons. NCBI's taxonomy places the organism in Eukaryota, Fungi, Ascomycota, Leotiomycetes, Helotiales, Amorphothecaceae. The coding region runs from base 1 to 1989 and encodes 662 amino acids.